AUGAGAUCUAAAUUGUUCAAGUAAAUUAUUUAUAUUUUUAGUGCAAUAUAUUAAGUUUUAUAAUUUGAUAACUAAUCUAUAUAUGUUAGCAUGGCUCUAUCUUUUAUAUAAAUGUUUUAGUUAAUAUAUUUAGCUUUUGCAUUAAAAACCUCAUAUUUAUGGAAUAACACAUAGUUAACACAUACAAUUACAUAAUUUUUAAGCUACUUUACAAUUUUAUUGCAUAUUGUUAAUACUGAUUUCUCAAUAUUUUUAGCCUUUUUGUAUUUCUUCUUCUCUAUUGUGCUUGUCACUAUAAUGUUGCUAUUUUUAGUUGGUAUAUUAGACAAAGAUGCCCCAAUAAUUUUGAUUAAAAUACUUGGCUAUCUAUUGAAAUUUUUGUUGACUAUAGGUUAUUUUCCACUAAUGCAAAUAUUUUUUGGAUAUUUGGCUUGUCAUGAGAAAGAUGGAAUUUAAGUAAUGGUUUAUUUAAAUUCAUAAGUUUGUUGGACUUUUGAAUAUAGUAUUCAUGCUAUUUUUGCAAUAUUGAGUUUAAUUUUAAGCUAGGGCUUAAUUAGCAUAGUUUCAUUAAUUUGUUAUUAAUCAAAGAAAACUUAAAUGAAUGCUUUUUCUCAAAGGACAGGUCGACCUUAUUCUUUUUAUCAUUAUUGUAUACUGAUUAAUAUAAUGACAUAUCAGCUUUUGGAAACUCCUUAAUACAUUUCAGUUAUUUUAAUAGUCUUUUUAAUAAAUAGUUAUUUGCUUUUCUAUUUAGUAAAGUCUACUUAACCAUUUCAUGAUAAAAAUAUCUAAACCUUAUGGGUUAUAAUAACUGCACUAAAUUUUUGGACAUCAUUUAUGCUUACCUUUGCUGCUAUACUGGAAGGCUAUUAUUUUAGAAAGUCUUUAUAUGCAUGGCUAAUUGGUAUUCCAUUUCUUACAAUAAUCAUAAUAAGAGAACCAUCUGAGUAAGUAGACUUAUUUGCAGCUAAUAUUCAUCCUCAUGAAAGUGGAGAUCAUAUAAUUUAGCUUUGUGAAUACCUAUUAAAUAUGAUUCAGAAUGCACAUAAUGAUCAUUAUAUUUAAUUAGAACUAGAUGCUUAUAUUGAAGUACAUAAAAAUGCAUGUCCAAAACCAGAUUGUGUUCUCAAAGCUCGUAAAUAAACAGAAAAAAAGAAAUCUACAAGAUAAGGUAAUCAAAUUUUAUUGGAUGUAAUCAAUCAAAUAUUUUUUUAUGGUAUUAAGAAUUUCCCAACAGACACUCAUUUGAGACUCCAUUAUGCUUACUUUUUAAUGGAUUACUUGAAACUAAAGUAGUUAGCAUUAACAGAAUUGUAAUAGGCUGAGCAAAGCAAUGUUAGUUUUGAUUUUUCUUUUAUUAUCUUUAGAUUUAAGAAGAUAAUUGAAGAAGAAUUGCAAUAAUAAUAGUAAGAAAGUUCAAUUCAUUUGGAUGUUUCAAAUGAGAUGACUUUCUUAGCUUAAAGUAAAUAGUUAAUGAAUAUGGUUGAGAGAACUGCUUUAUUAUUUAUUGACUUUUGGUCUUAAUUGCAAGAGGAAAUGCCUGACACAGGAAAGUUACUAUACUUGGGUACUAAGAUACAAUAGUUUGCUUAAAUAGUUGAAGAUUAAUGGAAGAGAAUAAAGAAAUUAAAUUAAAAACAUAAAAAGUUAUACUUAUUGAUGGGUAAAUAUUAUAAGUAUGUUUGGAAUGAUGAAAUAAAGAGUUAAUAAAUGUUUGAGAUAGAAAAAAAUAACAAGAAUUCUGAAUUCAAAGGACUUUACAUUUUGGAUGAAAUGGGAAAUUCAUCUCAAGCCAUUUUAGUUUGUCAAACUGAAGGAGAUCAAUUAGGAAUUAUAUAAUCAAUAAAUAAGGCAGCCUGUUCUUUAUUGGGUUAUACUAAAACGGAUCUUGUAGGCAGACAUUUAAAAAUAUUAUAACCAAAAAUUUACUCAAAAUGGCAUACUACCAUUAUGACUAGAUUUCUUGAGAAUAGUGAUCUCAACCAAUUACAAGAAGCAAAAGAAUAAGGAUGCAAAAUAAUUUUUGUAAAAAAUAAAGCUCAUUAUAUUAUACAAUGUUUACUUUAAGUAAAGAUUAUUUAAACCUAAAAUCAAGAAAUCUAUUUAAUGGCUUAAUUGAUAUAAGAUGUCUAAUUUAAACCUUAUUGUUAUAUUUUAUGUUAAUCAAAUGGUUAAAUUGAGAAUAUUAAUUCAAUGUGCAUCAAGGUUUUGGGGAUAGACAAUAAAAUCAUAGAAAUGAAGAGACUAAACAUAAAUGAUCUUUUCCCAAAUUUUAUGGAUAUCAAAGAAGAUUAUUAAACAAGAUAAGGUGAAAAAUUAGUAUACACCCCCUCCUAAAAAUUAUCAAAGGAUUUAGACUUUAUAAAAUAUAGUUCUGAAAACAUUUAGCUCGAUCUUCAUGAAUAAACAGUAUUUAACUGUUAGGUUACUGAAAUCUAGUUCAAUUUCUUGGCUUCUGAAAAAAUUGAGAACAGAGUGUUUGGAUAUAUAAUAAAACUGGAUUUGAUAAAGCCAUAAACAAAUGGUUUAUAAGUAGUCAAGAAAUAGUUGUAAUAGCAACAAUGGUUUAAAUUCAUACCUUAAAACAUUUAUUAAUUAGAGAAAGUAAACAUUACGGAUACUAUUGAUAACUCCAUCAAAUUUGACUCAAGUAUUAUUUGGGAAAGUGCAUAAAAGUAAUCUGAGGAGACUGUGACUUAAGAAUAGGUUAAAUAGUAAGAAGAAACAAAUGUAUUAGCUUAAGGAAUUAGAACUGUUCGUUUAUUGAGGGAUAAAUUGGUUGACAUAGAUGAUUAAUAGCCAGAGGAAGAGGAUGAAGAAUCUUAAAAUAAUUAAAUCAUAUUAGCACACUAAGAUGACUUAGACGAAGAACAAAGCGUUUUGUAAUUGAAUUAAAAUUACUCUUCUAAAUCAUUGAUUGAAACUGAAAUCAAAUAGUCAUUAUUACCCUCGAUCAAUAAAAAAAUGCAAAUGUUAAUUAAUACCUUACUAGUAAUAAUAAUAAUCUGUAUAUUUACAGAAUACUUCUUGGGUACAAAACUUAAUGAUGAUCUUCAAAUGAAUAUUCCAUACUUGAGAUAAAAUAAUGAAAGAGUAGCAAUAUUUUUACUCCUACAAUCUGUUAUAUAAGACUUAAAGUUUUUAAAUUAUGGUUAUUCACCAUUAUAGUAAAUACUUACAAAUAAUACAUUUAUUCAAAUAUAAAGAAACAAUUUUAAAAUAAAUUUAGCAUAAAUUGAAGAGCUAGAAUUAAAUUUAUCUUUAGCAGAAGUAACUUUUAUUUAAGAAUAUGAAUUUUAUGAAACUGAAUUCAAAAGUUUAAAUGUGUAAAUGAAAAACUAUUAUGGUGAUUUAUAAAAUUAUACUUUAUCUGAAACUAUAGAGUAAUUGAUUUCUGUAGCCAUCAAAUUGAACAAUUCAGACUUAACAGAAUUUAAUGACCUAAAUCCAUUAAUAUUUUACUUUGAAUUUAAUUCAUACAAUUCUUUGGCCCUUGCUUAACAUAUAUCCUAAAAUUAUUACUAUUACAAUAUACUCUCAAAAUCAUCACUAAUAGAUAGGAGUGUCAAUACUUUCCUAAUCAUCAUUUCUUUUAUGACAUUCAUUUUAUUUUUGGCAUCAUUAUGUUACUUCUAUCAAAUAUAUCAUAAUAAACUAGAAAUAAUUUAAUUGUUUUUGGAUAUUAAAGAGAAUCAAAUUAAAUAGAUAUAUAAUAAUUGUGAAUUGUUUUUGACAGAUCUACAAAUUGGAGAUGAUGAUCUAAUAUCUGAAGCCGAAGAGAAACCUGUUGAAAAGGGUGAUGAGGCAGCAGUGUUAAAUUUCAGACCUAAAAGAAGGAAACAUAAAGACUCUAGUAAAGAGUUUUAGAACUAAUUGUUCAUUUCAUUCAUAUUGAAUUUGCUUAUUUUCUUUUACUUCCUAUUUUUAGAAUUUUAAGUGGAAAUUGUGGUCAGUCAAGUUCAAAGGAUAUUGCCUGUUCUAAAUCUUACUAGUUCAGCAGAAGUCUUUAAUAGAUUUGCUGAUAAUGCUUUAAGAUAAUUUAUUUAUGAUCCCAGUUAUUUAAUCUAUAACAAUAAUGGCAUUGAUGAAUUGAGAAAGAUAACCGUAUAAUUAUAUGAUAUUGAUGCCGAAAUACAUCAAUUACACACAGAUACUUGGGAUCUAUUCGAAGAAAAAUACAAAACUGCAUUUUAUGAUAUCUUUAUUAAUAACCCGUGCUCCAUUAUUGCAUCUAUUGAAAGCACUGUUACUGAACCUGUAUGUAAUUCAUUUUAUGGUGGAAUAAUGCAAAAUGGAUUAUCGAUUGGAAUAACCAAAUUUGUUGAAGAUUUGAGACAAACAAUCUAAAACUUUGAAAAUCGUAACAGCAGUCAGAAACAAGUAUUUGAUAUAACUGAUGAUCCAGACUUGAACACUCGAAUAAAUUUGAUCAAUACAAUUUCAGUGACUUCAAUGAGAAGAAUGUAAAAAAUAUUUAUUAGAGCAUGUUAUCGAUAUUUAAUUUCAAUUAUGGAAUCGACUAUAUUAUAACAUUUUGACCAAACAGAUGUUUUAAGAUUGGCAGUAUUCUUAUGUAUAAACAUUCUCCUGUUAAUUGGUGUAAUUUUUGUAUGGAUACCUGUUUAAUUAAAAAAUAAUUAAGAUAUCUUGACUACUCGUUUAUUGAUUUUAAUGAUUCCAUUAGAUUUAAUCUUAAGAAUCAAAUCCAUUAAAAAUUAUCUAAGAAAUAAAAUCUAUCAUUGA
This is a messenger RNA of Paramecium tetraurelia, 4743 nucleotides long. RefSeq lists its product as uncharacterized. The transcript is spliced from 7 exons. The record is from RefSeq and is a predicted model, not a curated record. Lineage: Eukaryota; Ciliophora; Oligohymenophorea; Peniculida; Parameciidae.